UAGGAACCCUAUAAAAGAACUCAGCUCCUCAGUGUUCUCCCAACGGCUUCACUGAACCUCAAGUGUUCCCGUUAGCGAGUUGGGCUUGCUUGAAUCUACAGAAAGAUGCCUCAGCUCCUGGACAGCAUCUCCACCCUCAUCAGCGUCUUCUACAAACCUGGGAAGAAAGACGAGGACUGCUCCACCAUCAGCAAGAGAGAGGUGAAAAGGUUCAUCCAGAGGGGGUUUGCUGACAUCACAGUGAACCCCUAUGAUGCUCACACCAUAGAGACAGUACUGCAACUUCUGGAUCAUGAUGGCGACGGGGUUGAAGAUUUCAAUGAAUUCCUGCUUCUGGUAUUUAGAGUGGCGAAGGUUUGUUACUGGUACCUGCAGCCAAAACAACAUCUCCCGCAAAGAACAGAGACGGGACUGAGUGGGGAGCGGUGCCAGGAGCCGGAAGCAGGAAGGGCUGAGGGGAGUCGCGAUCAGCCUAAACCACCAGGGACGGAGAAAGGAUAUUACGAAACAUGGGAGCCUGAAACUAGAGAGACUGAACGAAGCCGCCGUCAGCCACGUGGGCCUGAACUACGACGGGAUGAGAGGAGUUGGUACGGAAUACAAAGAUCUGAACAUAGAGAGAAUGAGAGAAGCCACCAUCGGUCACGUGAACCUGAACCACGAGGGGAUGAGAGGAGCCGCUACGAGAGACGUGACCUUGAAACAAGGGAGGUAGACAGGAGCCGACGUCACCCACAUGAACGUGAGCGACGAGAGGAUGAGAGGAGUUCCCAUCAGCCAUAUGAACCUGAGCCACAAAGUCGUGAGAGGAGAUGCCUUGAACCCCAAUCACGACAGGAUGAGAAAAGUCGCUAUUGGCCCAGAGAAUCUGAGAGGAGUCGCUAUGAAACAUGUGAGCCAGAAGCCAGAAAGGAAGAGAGGAGCCAUCGUCUGCCACGUCAGCCUGAACCAGGAAGGGAUGAGAGGAACCGCUCUCGCCCACGUGAACCUCAGCCCCAAGGGGAUGAGAGGAGCCACUAUGGAGCACAUGCGCCUGAAACAAGAGAGGAAGAGAGAAGCCGCUAUCAGCAACAACAGCCUGAACCACGAAGGGAUGAGCGGAGCUGCUAUGAAAUAUAUGACCCUGAUACAAGAGAGGAAGAGAGGAGCCGCUAUCAGACACGUGAGCCUGAACACGAGGAGGAAGAGAGGAGCCGCUAUCAGACACGUGAGCCUGAACACGAGGAGGAAGAGAGGAGCCGCUAUCAGACACGUGAGCCUGAAACUAGAGAGGAAGAGAGGAGCCGAUGUCACCCACAUGAGCCUGAACAUGAGGAGGAAGAGAGGAGCCGCUAUCAGCCACGUGAGCCUGAACCUAGAGAGGAUGAGAGGAGCCGCCGACAGCCACGUGAGCCUGAACCACGAGAGGAUGACAGGAGCCGCCGACAGCCACGUGAGCCUGAACCAAGAGAGGAUGACAGGAGCCGCCGACAGCCACGUGAGCCUGAACCAAGAGAGGAUGACAGGAGCCGCCGUCAGCCACGUGAGCCUGAAAUAAAACAGGAAGAGAGGAGCUGCCGACAGCCACGUGAGCCUGAACCUAGAGAGGAAGAGAGCAGCCGCCGACAGCCACGUGAGCCUGAACCUAGAGAGGAUGAGAGGAGCCGCCGACAGCCACGUGAGCCUGAACCAAGAGAGGAUGACAGGAGCCGCCGACAGCCACAUGAGCCUGAACCUAGAGAGGAUGACAGGAGCCGCCGUCAGCCACGUGAGCCUGAAAUAAAAGAGGAAGAGAGGAGCUGCCGACAGCCACGUGAGCCUGAACCUAGAGAGGAUGACAGGAGCCGUCGACAGCCACGUGAGCCUGAACCUAGAGAGGAAGAGAGGAGCCGCCGACAGCCACGUGAGCCUGAACCUAGAGAGGAUGACAGGGGUCGCCGACAGCCACGUGAGCCUGAACCUAGAGAGGAUGACAGGAGCCGCCGACAGCCACAUGAGCCUGAAAUAAAAGAGGAAGAGAGGAGCUGCCGACAGCCACGUGAGCCUGAACAUAGAGAGGAAGAGAGGAGCCGCCGACAGCCACGUGAGCCUGAACCUAGAGAGGAAGAGAGGAGCCGCCGACAGCCACGUGAGCCUGAACCUAGAGAGGAAGAGAGGAGCCGCCGACAGCCACGUGAGCCUGAACCUAGAGAGGAAGAGAGGAGCCGCCGACAGCCACGUGAGCCUGAACCUAGAGAGGAAGAGAGGAGUCCCCGACAGCCACGUGAGCCUGAACCUAGAGAGGAUGAGAGGAGCCGCCGACAGCCACGUGAGCCUAAACCUAGAGAGGAAGAGAGGAGCCGCCGACAGCCACGUGAGCCUGAACCAAGAGAGGAUGAGGGGAGCCGCCGUCAGCCACGUGAGCCUGCCCCAAAAGAGGAUGAGGGGAGGCGCCGACAGCCACGUGAGCCUGAACCUAGAGAGGAAGAGAGGAGCUGCCGACAGCCACGUGAGCCUGAACCUAGAGAGGAUGAGAGGAGCCGCCAACAGCCACGUGAGCCUGAACCUAGAGAGGAUGAGAGGAGCCGCCGUCAGCCACGUGAGCCUGAACCAAGAGAGGAUGAGAGGAGCCGCCGACAGCCACGUGAGCCUGAACCUAGAGAGGAAGAGAGGAGCCGCCGACAGCCACGUGAGCCUGAACCUAGAGAGGAAGAGAGGAGCCGCCGACAGCCACGUGAGCCUGAACCUAGAGAGGAAGAGAGGAGUCGCCGACAGCCACGUGAGCCUGAACCUAGAGAGGAUGAGAGGAGCCGCCGACAGCCACGUGAGCCUGAACCUAGAGAGGAAGAGAGGAGCCGCCGACAGCCACGUGAGCCUGAACCAAGAGAGGAUGAGGGGAGCCGCCGUCAGCCACGUGAGCCUGCCCCAAAAGAGGAUGAGGGGAGGCGCCGACAGCCACGUGAGCCUGAACCUAGAGAGGAAGAGAGGAGCCGCCGUCAGCCACGUGAGCCUGAACCUAGAGAGGAAGAGAGGAGCCGCCGACAGCCACGUGAGCCUGAACCUAGAGAGGAAGAGAGGAGUCGCCGACAGCCACGUGAGCCUGAACCUAGAGAGGAUGAGAGGAGCCGCCGACAGCCACGUGAGCCUGAACCUAGAGAGGAAGAGAGGAGCCGCCGACAGCCACGUGAGCCUGAACCAAGAGAGGAUGAGGGGAGCCGCCGUCAGCCACGUGAGCCUGCCCCAAAAGAGGAUGAGGGGAGGCGCCGACAGCCACGUGAGCCUGAACCUAGAGAGGAAGAGAGGAGCCGCCGACAGCCACGUGAGCCUGAACCUAGAGAGGAAGAGAGGAGCCGCCGACAGCCACGUGAGCCUGAACCAAGAGAGGAUGAGGGGAGCCGCCGUCAGCCACGUGAGCCUGCCCCAAAAGAGGAUGAGGGGAGGCGCCGACAGCCACGUGAGCCUGAACCUAGAGAGGAAGAGAGGAGCCGCCGACAGCCACGUGAGCCUGAACCUAGAGAGGAAGAGAGGAGCCGCCGACAGCCACGUGAGCCUGAACCUAGAGAGGAAGAGAGGAGCCGCCGACAGCCACGUGAGCCUGAACCAAGAGAGGAUGAGGGGAGCCGCCGUCAGCCACGUGAGCCUGCCCCAAAAGAGGAUGAGGGGAGGCGCCGACAGCCACGUGAGCCUGAACCUAGAGAGGAAGAGAGGAGCCGCCGACAGCCACGUGAGCCUGAACCUAGAGAGGAAGUGAGGAGCCGCCAACAGCCACGUGAGCCUGAACCUAGAGAGGAUGAGAGGAGCCGCCGACAGCCACGUGAGCCUGAACCUAGAGAGGAUGAGAGGAGCCGCCGUCAGCCACGUGAGCCUGAACCUAGAGAGGAUGAGAGGAGCUGCCGUCAGCCACGUGAGCCUGAACCAAGAGAGGAUGAGAGGAGCCGCCGACAGCCACGUGAGCCUGAACCUAGAGAGGAAGAGAGGAGCCGCCGACAGCCACGUGAGCCUGAACCUAGAGAGGAAGAGAGGAGCCACCGACAGCCACGUGAGCUUGAACCUAGAGAGGAAGAGAGGAGCCGCCGUCAGCCACAUGAGCCUGAAAUAAAAGAGGAAGAGAGGAGCUGCCGACAGCCACGUGAGCCUGAACCUAGAGAGGAAGAGAGGAGCCGCCGACAGCCACGUGAGCCUGAACCUAGAGAGGAUGAGAGGAGCCGCCGACAGCCACGUGAGCCUGAACCUAAAGAGGAUGACAGGGGUCGCCGACAGCCAUGUGAGCCUGAACCUAGAGAGGAUGACAGAGGUCGCCGACAGCCACGUGAGCCUGAACCUAGAGAGGAUGACAGAGGUCGCCGACAGCCACGUGAGCCUGAACCUAGAGAGGAUGAAAGGAGCCGCCGACAGCCACGUGAGCCUGAACCUACAGAGGAAGAGAGGAGCCACCGUCAGCCACGUGAGCCUGAAAUAAAAGAGGAAGAGAGGAGCCGCCGACAGCCACGUGAGCCUGAACCUAGAGAGGAAGAGAGGAGCCGCCGACAGCCACGUGAGCCUGAACCUAGAGAGGAAGAGAGGAGCCGCCGACAGCCACGUGAGCCUGAACCUAGAGAGGAAGAGAGGAGCCACCGACAGCCACGUGAGCCUGAACCUAGAGAGGAUGAGAGGAGCCGCCGACAGCCACGUGAGCCUGAACCUAGAGAGGAUGAGAGGAGCCACCGACAGUCACGUGAGCCUGAACCUAGAGAGGAUGAGAGGAGCCGCCGUCCGCCACGUGAGCCUGAACCUAGAGAGGAAGAGAGGAACCGCCGACAGCCACGUGAACCUGAACCUAGAGAGGAUGACAGGAGCCGCCGACAGCCACGUGAGCCUGAACAUAGAGAGGAAGAGAGGAGCCGCCGAGAGCCACGUGAGCCUGAACCUAGAGAGGAUGAGAGGAGCCGCCGAGAGCCACGUGAGCCUGAACCUAGAGAGGAAGAGAGGAGCCGCCGACAGCCACGUGAGCCUGAACCAAGAGAGGGUGAGAGGAGCCGCUGUCAGCCACGUGAGCCUGAACCAAGAGAGGAUGAGAGGACCUGCCGACAGCCACGUGAGCCUGAACCAAGAGAGGAUGACAGGAGCCGCCGACAGCCACGUGAGCCUGAAAUAAGAGGGGAUGGGUGGAGUCGCCAUCAGUCAUGUGAACCUGAAGCUAGAAAAGGAGAAAGGAGCCGCCGUGAACCAUGUGAGCCUGAACCAAGAGAGGAAAAGAGAAGUCGCCAGCAGCCACGUGAGCCUCAACAUAGAGAGGAUGAGAGGACCCGCCGACAGCCACGUGAGCCUGAACCUAGAGAGGAUGACAGGAGCCGCCGACAGCCACGUGAGCCUGAACCUAGAGAGGAAGAGAGGAGCCGCCGACAGCCACGUGAGCCUGAACUAGAAAAGGAGAAAGGAGCCGCCGUGAACCAUGUGAGCCUGAACCAAGGGAGGAAAAGAGAAGUCGCCAGCAGCCACGUGAGCCUCAACAUAGAGAGGAUGAGAGGACCCGCCGUCAGCCACAGGAUGACAGGGGUCGCCGACAGCCAUGUGAGCCUGAACCUAGAGAGGAUGACAGAGGUCGCCGACAGCCACGUGAGCCUGAACCUAGAGAGGAUGACAGAGGUCGCCGACAGCCACCUAGAAAAGGAGAAAGGAGCCGCCGUGAACCAUGUGAGCCUGAACCAAGAGAGGAAAAGAGAAGUCGCCAGCAGCCACGUGAGCCUCAACAUAGAGAGGAUGAGAGGACCCGCCGACAGCCACGAAGAGAGGAGCCGCCAACAGCCACGUGAGCCUGAACCUAGAGAGGAUGAGAGGAGCCGCCGACAGCCACGUGAGCCUGAACCUAGAGAGGAUGAGGGGAGCUGCCGACAGCCACAUGAGCCUGAAAUAAAAGAGGAAGAGAGGAGCCGCCGACAGCCACGUGAGCCUGAACCUAGAGAGGAUGACAGGAGCCGCCGACAGCCACGUGAGCCUGAACCUAGAGAUGAAGAGAGGAGCCGCCGACAGCCACGUGAGCCUGAACCAAGAGAGGGUGAGAGGAGCCGCUGUCAGCCACGUGAGCCUGAACCAAGAGAGGAUGAGAGGACCUGCCGACAGCCACGUGAGCCUGAACCAAGAGAGGAUGACAGGAGCCGCCGACAGCCACGUGAGCCUGAAAUAAGAGGGGAUGGGUGGAGUCGCCAUCAGUCAUGUGAACCUGAAGCUAGAAAAGGAGAAAGGAGCCGCCGUGAACCAUGUGAGCCUGAACCAAGGGAGGAAAAGAGAAGUCGCCAGCAGCCACGUGAGCCUCAACAUAGAGAGGAUGAGAGGACCCGCCGUCAGCCACGUGAGCCUGAAGCUAGAGAGGAUGACAGGAGCCACCGACAGCCACGUGAGCCUGACCCAAGAGAGGAUGACAGGAGCCGCCGUCAGCCACGUGAGCCUGAACCAAGAGAGGAUGACAGGAGCCGCCGUCAGCCACGUGAGCCUGAACCAAGAGAGCAUGAGAGGAGCCGCCAACAGCCACGUGAGCCUGAACGUAGAGAGGAUGACAGGAGCCGCCAACAGCCACGUGAGCCUGAACCUAGAGAGGAUGAGAGGAGCCACCGUCAGCCACAUGUACCUGAAAUAAAAGACGAAGAGAGGAGCUGCCGACAGCCACGUGAGCCUGAACCAAGAGAGGAUGAGAGGAGCCGCCGACAGCCACAUAUACCUGAAAUAAAAGACGAAGAGAGGAGCUGCCGACAGCCACGUGAGCCUGAACCAAGAGAGCAUGAGAGGAGCCGCCAACAGCCACGUGAGCCUGAACGUAGAGAGGAUGACAGGAGCCGCCAACAGCCACGUGAGCCUGAACCUAGAGAGGAUGAGAGGAGCCACCGUCAGCCACAUGUACCUGAAAUAAAAGACGAAGAGAGGAGCCGCCGACAGCCACGUGAGCCUGAAAUAAAAGAGGAAGAGAGGAGCUGCCGACAGCCACGUGAGCCUGAACCUAGAGAGGAUGACAGGAGCCGCCGACAGCCACGUGAGCCUGAACCUAGAGAGGAUGACAGGAGCCACCGACAGCCACGUGAGCCUGAACCUAGAGAGGAAGAGAGGAGCCGCCGACAGCCACGUGAGCCUGAACCUAGAGAGGAAGAGAGGAGCCGCCGACAGCCACGUGAGCCUGAACCUAGAGAGGAUGAGAGGAGCCGCCGACAGCCACGUGAGCCUGAACCUAGAGAGGAUGAGGGGAGCUGCCGACAGCCACAUGAGCCUGAAAUAAAAGAGGAAGAGAGGAGCCGCCGACAGCCACGUGAGCCUGAACCUAGAGAGGAUGACAGGAGCCGCCGACAGCCACGUGAGCCUGAACCUAGAAAGGAAGAGAGGAGCCGCCGACAGCCACGUGAGCCUGAACCAAGAGAGGGUGAGAGGAGCCGCUGUCAGCCACGUGAGCCUGAACCUAGAGAGGAUGAGAGGACCUGCCGACAGCCACGUGAGCCUGAACCAAGAGAGGAUGACAGGAGCCGCCGACAGCCACGUGAGCCUGAAAUAAGAGGGGAUGGGUGGAGUCGCCAUCAGUCAUGUGAACCUGAAGCUAGAAAAGGAGAAAGGAUCCGCCGUGAACCAUGUGAGCCUGAACCAAGAGAGGAAAAGAGAAGUCGCCAGCAGCCACGUGAGCCUCAACAUAGAGAGGAUGAGAGGACCCGCCGUCAGCCACGUGAGCCUGAAGCUAGAGAGGAUGACAGGAGCCACCGACAGCCACGUGAGCCUGAACCAAGAGAGGAUGACAGGAGCCGCCGUCAGCCACGUGAGCCUGAACCUAAAGAGAAUGAGAGGAGCCGCCGUCAGCCACGUGAGCCUGAACCAAGAGAGCAUGAGAGGAGCCGCCAACAGCCACGUGAGCCUGAACGUAGAGAGGAUGACAGGAGCCGCCAACAGCCACGUGAGCCUGAACCUAGAGAGGAUGAGAGGAGCCACCGUCAGCCACAUGUACCUGAAAUAAAAGACGAAGAGAGGAGCUGCCGACAGCCACGUGAGCCUGAACCAAGAGAGGAUGAGAGGAGCCGCCGACAGCCACAUAUACCUGAAAUAAAAGACGAAGAGAGGAGCUGCCGACAGCCACGUGAGCCUGAGCCAAGAGAGGAUGAGAGGAGCCACCGUCAGCCACAUAUACCUGAAAUAAAAGACGAAGAGAGGAGCUGCCGACAGCCACGUGAGCCUGAACCAAGAGAGGAUGAGCGGAGCCACCGUCAGCCACAUGAGCCUGAAGUUAGAGAGGAUGAGAGGAGCCGCCGACAGCCACGUGAGCCUGAACCUACAGAGGAAGAGAGGAGCCGCCGACAGCCACGUGAGCCUGAACCUAGAGAGGAUGAGGGGAGCCAUCGACAACCACGUGAACCUGAACCAAGAGAGGAUGAGAGGAGCUGCCGACAGCCACGUGAGCCAGAACCGAGAGAGGAUGAGAGGAGGCGCCAACGGCCACGUGAGCCUGAACCUAGAGAGGAUGAGAGGAGGCACCAACAGCCACGUGAGCCUGAACCUAGAGAGGAUGAGGGGAGCCUCCGACAGCCACGUGAGCCUGAACCUAGAGAAGGUGAGAGGUGCAGCAUUCAGUCACCGACACCUGAGCCACCACAUGAGGAGGGGAAUUUGCCUCCGUCUAGUGAGCCUGUAGAGAACGAGGGGACCCUGCGUGAGCCGCAUGAUCCUGAAUCAACACAUGAUUCCAGGAGAUGCCCUGCAACACAUGGGCCUCCACCCACUGGAGAUGAGGGAAGCCAGCUUCAGCCCAGGGAGAGCGCAGCACCCGGGGAUGAGGGCAACCCCCAGAAGACAAGUGAAUCUGAACCUAGGGAGGAUGACGGCAGCCAGCCUCAGCUCUGUGAACCAGAACAGAAGGAGGGCGAUGGGGUCCUCAGGCAGACACCGGAGUCUCAGCCGCUAGAAGAGGUGGAGAGCCAGGAACAGCCACGUGGCCCGGAACCACGAACGGAAGGGAGCCGCCAUCAGCCGCCACAAGGGGGAGAAGCGAGCCACCUCCAACCAGACAUUGAACCUCAACAGGGCGACGGGAGCCGCCAUGGGUCAAGGGACCCUCAAGAAGAGCGUGAGAGGAGCAGCCAUCAGGCCAGGGAGCCUCUGCCACGGCUGGGAGAGGAACCGGAAGAAGGUGAAUGGAGCCAGAGCCAUCCUCAGCCUGCAAACGCAGAGGAGGAGCUGGGUGAGACAGAUCCGGAUGAAAUCAAGGCCUCGCUGCCUUGCAAUCCACUCUAUGUCUAUCUGCUGGAGCAGACGGUGGAGAAGCAGCUUUACCUAGCACCACCGCACCAGGAAUACCCAUAGUGUGGAAAAUGCGGUGGCGCCCACUUUCUCCAGUGGAACGUGUGGGCUUCUGUCCAUCAGCCUUUCCGGCGAAGCUUCCAACACCUCAUCCCUACACCUUUCUUCUAGUCUUUUCGGGAUUCCUUAUAGACUCAGGUGCAUGUGAGCAUGUUAGCAAGUACUGGCACAAAUGUGUCCAAUACAAGGGGCUAGGGGGUGCUUUGCCCUUGGGUGAAAUCCCCACUUGGUUUCACAGAGGUCUUGGGCUUCACAGGCUGAGAAACAAAAGUGAGUGAGUUUGGUGCCCCAAUGGCUAGAAUAAAGAGUAGUCCAGGCUCUUACUAGCCACCUUUCUACUGUAUCUACUCGAGCAUAACUACCUAACUACUGUCUCUAGGUGUCCACUCUAUGUAUCUCUCUCUCUACAAACACACCUGUCAUCUGUCUAUCUUUCCAUACAUUUGUCCAUUGUGUCUAUAUCAUAUCUACCUCCCUAUGUGGUCUAUGUAUUUAUUGGAUCUAUUGGGUCUUUGUGUUUAUCUGUCAGUGUGCUUAUGCUGCACUCAUCGCUGUGGUCCUGUGUCUGACUAACCUGUUUGUUAACUGCUGUCAUGCAACACAAAAACCUGUAUGUAUCUUUCCAUCUAACUUGCUGGGUCCUGUAGGAGAUUGGAGACCAUUUCAGUUGGGAAAAUGCACAAUCACUGGCUGAGCGAAACCUCGGCUUCACUCUCCCGCAAGCCUUGAGGCAGAUGAGUAGCACUGGGGUAUCUAGAGGGGUCUCUUUUUCACAUGGUUGUAUUGCAUGAAAAGUCACAAUAAAUGACAACUGAGUUCA
This is a messenger RNA of Malaclemys terrapin pileata, 10078 nucleotides long. RefSeq names its product trichohyalin-like. Gene Ontology annotation, biological process: regulation of phosphatidylinositol 3-kinase/protein kinase B signal transduction; positive regulation of cell cycle G1/S phase transition; cellular response to cytokine stimulus. The record is from RefSeq and is a predicted model, not a curated record. The transcript is spliced from 7 exons. Bases 106 to 9261 code for a protein of 3051 amino acids. Gene Ontology annotation, cellular component: cytoplasm. Gene Ontology annotation, molecular function: transition metal ion binding. Lineage: Eukaryota; Metazoa; Chordata; Testudines; Emydidae.